AUGACUUCCUUUGCCAGCCUUUUUCCCCCCAACACCAUCAUCAAAGAUUUUGCAUAUUCGUCAUCGCACCCGCUACGGCUGGGCAACUUUGAAGUGUACGAAAACAACUCCGACGACGAGUAUGACGACGACUACAGCUACCACGACGACGACCAGUCGCCGGACGAGAUCAAUCGCCGGGCGGUGGCGCUUUUUGACUUCACACCGGAAAACGAUAACGAGGUCAAGUUGGUGGAGGGUCAGGUGAUCUGGAUAUCCUACCGCCACGGUCAAGGCUGGUUAGUAGCCGAGGACCCAGCCACCGGUGAAAACGGUCUUGUUCCCGAGGAGUACGUGGAGGUUUUUGACGACGAUGAUCUCGAGGCUGACGGAGACGGAAUUACAAGUACAAACAGCACAAACAGCACAAAUAUCGAUGUUGAUCCCAAUGAUUCCAGGUCAAUUGUCGGCUCAAACGUAAACUCUAACCGGCCCGACGACGAUGCCCCCAAGCCGUUUUUACCGGGAAUUCUUCGCCAUAACCAAGAAAGCGACAGCGACUGGGUGGACACCGAAUAUGAAGAUGAUGAAGAAGAUUUGGUAAAACAAUUGCACAAAGCGAAGCUAGACGGGAGCGAGACAGAUGAUAGGUGA
Messenger RNA from Meyerozyma guilliermondii ATCC 6260, 633 nucleotides. RefSeq names its product Nbp2p (gene NBP2). The coding region runs from base 1 to 633 and encodes 210 amino acids. NCBI's taxonomy places the organism in Eukaryota, Fungi, Ascomycota, Pichiomycetes, Serinales, Debaryomycetaceae. The transcript has a single exon. The record is from RefSeq and is a predicted model, not a curated record. Gene Ontology annotation, molecular function: protein binding.